Molecule: messenger RNA, 1644 nt
Organism: Vicia villosa (hairy vetch)
Lineage: Eukaryota; Viridiplantae; Streptophyta; Magnoliopsida; Fabales; Fabaceae
Product: F-box/LRR-repeat protein 13-like
Exons: 4
Coding region: 70-1245 (391 amino acids)
Molecular function (GO): protein binding
Source: RefSeq, a predicted model, not a curated record
UUAAACACUUAUCAAUCCCAAAAGGCUGAAAACCUUAUUUCGUCCAGUCAAACUGCAAACCAUAGGACAAUGAAAACAAGGAGACGAAAAUUUGGUAAAGACAUAAUCAGUGUUUUACCUGAUUGUCUUUUACUUCAAAUUUUGUCGAAUUUGGAAGUGAAUCAAGCGGUUCAGUUAUCCAUCCUCUCCACAAGAUGGAAGAAUCUCUGGAAACAUAUUUCCGUUCUUUAUUUGCAUUAUAGAAACUUUCAAUCCAUAGAAACUUUUGCUACUUUCGUUUCUCAAUUUUUCUCUUCUCGCAAUGUCAACACCUCUCUGCACGCUCUCACUUUUGAGUGCCGCUACUAUUUUGACCCCGACCUGCUCAAAAGAAUCAUAAAAUACUUAUUUUCACACCAUAUCCAACGUUUAGAUAUGACCGUGGCUUGUAGUCUUGAACACUUUCCACUUUGCACCAACUUUUCAUAUCAGACUCUAACCUCUCUUAAACUUAUUUCAUGCCAAGAAUUGAAAUGCCAAGAAUUCAUACAAUGUGAUAGACAACGACGACCUGUAUUUCCAAAUUCUCUUCAAUUUCCUGCAUUAACCUACUUGUCUUUAGCAUUCUUCACCUUUCGCUGCACUACGCAUGAUGGCUAUGCUGACCCCUUUUCGACAUUUCAAAGUUUGAAUACUUUGAUCAUCAAACAUUGUUCACUUUAUACUGAAAAAACCGGAGUCGAAGACAGCCUCUUCGUAUCAAGUGGCUCGCUUGUUAAUUUAGCAAUAGUAUUGCCGGAUGAUUACAAGGAUUACAAAUUGAAGUUAUCUACCCCAAAUCUUUGUAGCUUUGAUUUUAGUGGUCAUCCUUUUCAGAAUCUUUGUGGCCACAAUAACAUUAGCAAUACCAAUUUCUCUUAUAUUAAACAUGUAAGGAUUGAUUUAACACUCCACAAAGUUGCAAAAUUUCCUCCAAUUCUAUUCAACUGGCUUGUUGAGCUUGCCCUUGUGGAAUCAUUAACAAUCACUUCACACACUCUUAAGAUUCUCAACUUAUUUCCGGACUCAUUGAAGAUUGAUUUUCCUUAUUUACACAACUUGAAGUUACUGAAAAUAGAAACACAUGGAUGUUUAUCUCUACCCGAUGGAACAGCAGACUUUUUGCUUCAAAACUCACCGUCAGCAAAGAAAGUCAUUUUUCGAGGACGUACCUUGAAGGAUUUUAUCAAAGAAGAACGGAAACGUGAAAAACAAUUCCGAUACUGACACGCCCCGACACCUGUAAAAAUUAAAAUAAAUAAAUAAAAUGUAACAAGUGUCGGUGCAGGUGUCUAUCUCGGACCAUCAACUCAGACAUGGUCGAUGAUUUUGUGUCCAAGAGAUCAGAAUAAGGUGUAAGCAGCCGUGACUAAGGCAAUCUUUACAAGAGAGAUCUUUCCAUAGCAAGAUAGCAUUAUUAAGACUUCCUAUAUAUAUAUUUUUCCCUUCAACUUAUUGAAUUAUGGUUUUUAUUUUGUUUGUCAACAUAUUUAUAUAUUUCAACAUUUUCUGUCAUGUGUGUUGAUCCUUCUAUUUUUAUCUCAAUUCAUUUAUAGACAGUUUGAGACAUUUCUUGCUGAGUUUUGUAUUCUGUUCUAUGAAACAUUGAAUUUAUAUUUGAACAAA